This is a messenger RNA of Prunus persica (peach), 1089 nucleotides long. RefSeq names its product putative disease resistance protein At1g50180. The transcript has a single exon. NCBI's taxonomy places the organism in Eukaryota, Viridiplantae, Streptophyta, Magnoliopsida, Rosales, Rosaceae. The record is from RefSeq and is a predicted model, not a curated record. Bases 1 to 1089 code for a protein of 362 amino acids. Gene Ontology annotation, molecular function: ADP binding.
AUGGCUGAGGCAGUUGUUUCCUUUGUGCUCGAAAGUGUCGGAGAUUUCACCAUUCAGGAAGCCAAGUUCUUGUCUGGAGUCAGUCAUCAAGUUGAGGUUGCACAAACUGAGCUACAACUGAUGCAGGGCUUCCUGAAAGAUGCAGAUGCAAGACAAGGACAAGAUGCAACAGUCCACAUUUGGGUUGCCAAGAUUAAAGAUGCUGCUUAUGAUUUGGAAGAUGUUAUUCAAACUUAUGGCUUCAAAGUGGCUUCCAAGCAGAAAAGCGGUGUAAAGAAUGUUUUGAGAAGAUUUGCCUGCAUCUUCAAGGAAGGGGUUGAGCUUCACAAGAUCGGAGCAAAAAUUGAGAACAUCACUUCUAAAAUUUCUAAUUUGAGGUCGAGUUUGCAGAGUUAUAACAUAAAAGAAAUAAGGGAGAGUGGUGGUGAAUCUUCCCUUCAAUUGCAUGAGAGGCAACAACUGCUGAGGCGAAGUUAUUCUCAUGUCGUUGAACGUGAUGUUGUUGGGUUAGAGUCCAACGUCGAAGAAUUGGUUAUGCAUUUAGUGAAAGAUGAAAAUCGUCAUCAAGUUGUAUCUAUUUGGGGGAUGGGCGGUUUAGGGAAGACCACUCUUGCAAAACAAGUUUAUCAUAACAAAAAAGUUGGGCACCAUUUUGAUAGUUUUGCUUGGGUGGGUGUAUCUCAAAGGUGCCAAAUAAGAAAUGUUUGGGAAGGAAUUUUAUUUAAACUCAUUUCUGCUACCAAGGAACAAAAACAAGAAAUUAAGGAGAUGACAUAUGAUGAAAUUACAAAGAAGCUUUUUCGUGUCAUGGAAGAAACAAGAUGUUUAGUGAUCCUUGAUGACAUUUGGAGUCUAGAGACGUGGAAUCUUUUGAAAGUUGCAUUUCCAAAUGAGAAAACUGAGAGCACAAUAUUACUCACAACACGUUAUCAAGCAGCUGCUUUGCCCCCAAAUAGAAAUUGUUUUCUCCACAAGCUCCAGCCACUAAAUGAGAAUGCGAAUUUGGAACUAUUUGAGAAGAUAGCAAUAUUUGGAAGGGCUGAUAUCGGUAUUUUCUCACCCUUAAUCUGUCAUUUUUCAAGUUCUUAG